CAGUGACGGUUGCGUCGCGAUAGCCUGAUCUUUGAUGGGGGAUAUCGGCGUCAUUUGGGCUCUAGCUAAGCGCGUUGCUGACAUAGAAUUCUAUGGAGAGCUCGAGCCAUGAUGGAUACUGCAGGUCUGUAGUGUAAUGCCUUAUGUCAUGUGAAGUUUGAAGUGUACCUAUCUGCAAACGUCGCUUAACGUGUCGUUGCGAAAGGGAGCCAAGGUGUUCGCAGGAUGCUGAAGGUGGUUUUCCUGCACCCCGACCUGGGCAUCGGAGGGGCUGAGCGGCUGGUGGUGGACGCAGCUGUGGCCCUGCGCUCCCGUGGCUGUGCCGUGCAGAUCUGGACGGCGCACUAUGACCCCCGGCACUGCUUCCCGGAGACCCGUGACCCGGACCUCCCUGUGAAAUGCGUGGGGGACUGGCUGCCCACCAGUAUUUUCGGGUACUUCCACGCUCUGUCUGCCUACGUGCGCAUGGUUUACGUGGCCCUGUACCUCAUCUUCCUCAGUGGGGUGGAGUUCGACGUGGCCUUCUGUGACCAGGUGUCGGUUUGCAUCCCCAUCCUGAGGUUGGCUCGCCGGAGGAAGAGGGUCCUGUUUUAUUGUCACUACCCUGACCAGCUGCUCACCCGGCGGCACUCGGCCUUGAAGAGAAUCUACAGGGCACCCAUCGACUGGCUGGAGGAGAUCACCACGGGCAUGGCAGACUGUGUGCUGGUCAACAGCCGCUUCACGGCCGGCGUCUUCAAGCGCACCUUUGCCAGCUUGGUGGGUGUCCGCACGGAUGUCCUGUACCCCUCCCUCAACCCGGCGACCUUCGACGGGGAGCUGGAGGAGCUCGACGGCCUCGUGCCGGACAGCAAACGCUGGCUGUUCCUCUCCAUCAACCGCUAUGAGCGUAAGAAAAACCUUCCACUGGCGGUACAUGCUCUGGAGGCUCUUCUGGCCCGGUUGAACCCGGAGCAGCGGGAGCAGGUCCACCUGGUGCUGGCGGGCGGCUAUGACGAGCGGGUGGUGGAGAACGUGGAGCAUUUCUCAGAGCUGAAGGCCCUAGUGUCGAAUUUGGGCCUGGAGGGCUAUGUGACGUUCCUGCGCUCGCCGUCAGACCAGCAGAAGGUUUCGCUUCUGCACCACAGCAGCUGUGUGCUCUACACACCCAGUGACGAGCACUUCGGCAUCGUCCCCGUGGAGGCCAUGUACACACGCUGCCCCGUCGUCGCCGUCAACUCCGGCGGCCCGCUGGAAUCCGUAUCCGACAAAGAGACUGGAUUCCUGUGCCCGGCCCGAGCAGCGAGCUUCGCCGAAGCCAUGGAGAAGUUUGUGAAUGACCCACAGCUCCAAAGGGAGAUGGGGGAGGCGGGCAGGAGGCGCGUCCUGCAGAGGUUUUCCUCAGAUGCCUUCUCGGAGCGGCUCUACCGAUACAUCUCUCAAAAUAGCGUCGUGGCAGAAUGAUCUCCCUGGAGACCAAUGCGCAUUCUCCUGACCAUCGCAGGCAACGCUCCAGACGAGCCGUCUCUCGGCCGGCUAUCGAAGGCAUCCAGCCCCCUGAAAGGAGACAGGAAGGUGAACUUAAUGACUAGGCAGCGAUCUGACUAUGCCUGGUACGGGACAAAGUCCUCCUUUGAAGGUUGUUAGGGAAUGUUUCUGCCACUAUGAACACCUUAUUUAAGAUGUACAUUUUUAUCUCUGUAUUAUGUAUUUUUUCCCUCCUGCAAGUAGCUGUGGUCUGUUAAUAAAGUGAGGAAAUGAAGGCAUGACACUCUGUAGCUUUUCAAUCCACUUUUUAAUGUCGGGUCAGCUGUAUAUGCAGGUAUACAGUGGCAUGAAACUGUUUCUGGUGUUUAGACUUUGUUGCAUAAAGAAUCAUACUUGA
Messenger RNA from Brienomyrus brachyistius, 1864 nucleotides. It is a transcript of the gene alg2, whose product is annotated as ALG2 alpha-1,3/1,6-mannosyltransferase. The record is from RefSeq and is a predicted model, not a curated record. Bases 226 to 1443 code for a protein of 405 amino acids. Gene Ontology annotation, molecular function: GDP-Man:Man(1)GlcNAc(2)-PP-Dol alpha-1,3-mannosyltransferase activity; alpha-1,3-mannosyltransferase activity. Lineage: Eukaryota; Metazoa; Chordata; Actinopteri; Osteoglossiformes; Mormyridae. The transcript is spliced from 3 exons.